Molecule: messenger RNA, 1692 nt
Organism: Amborella trichopoda
Lineage: Eukaryota; Viridiplantae; Streptophyta; Magnoliopsida; Amborellales; Amborellaceae
Source: RefSeq, a predicted model, not a curated record
AUGAGGGACCUCCAACAGCUCCAUGCCCACUUGCUCAAGACCGGCCAAGCCCAAUCCACCUACCCAGCCAGCAAGCUCAUCCAAUUCUGUGCUCUCUCCCCCAGUGGCUCCAUGGCGUAUGCCCAGCGCCUCCUCCCUGCCAUCGAAAGCCCGGACACCUUCACUUUCAACACCAUGAUUCGAGGCUACACUAAAACUGGGGCCCCUAAACAAGCUCUCCUCUUCUUUGUCUACAUGAUCGAGAUCGCCCACCCACCUAACACACACACAUUUCCGUUUGUUUUAAAGGCUUGCGCCCACGUCGAGGAACUGAAACUCGGCCAAUCUCUACAUGCGCAUGUUGUAAAAUUAGGGUUUUUAGCUGAUAUGCACAUACAAACCGCUUUGGUGAGCCUCUACUCGGUUUGCAGCGACCUAGAAGCCGCUCAGAGAGUGUUUGAUAGAAUAACUCACCGAACUGUUGCCUCUUGGAAUAGCAUGAUUUCCGGAUAUGUUAAGGGGAACCUACCUAAAAGGGCAUUCGAGGCAUGUGAUGAGAUGUUGCAAGUGGCCGCUGAGCCUGAUGAGGUCACUGUGGCUAGCCUCCUUUGUGCUUGUGCCGACACAGGCGCACUUGGCCUCGGCCGGUGGCUCCAUGAUUACAUAGCAAAGAAGGGGAUAAAGCUCGAUGCCAUCGUGGGCACGGCCCUCAUUGACAUGUACGCCAAGUGCGGUAGUAUAGAGCGCGCAGAAGAGGUCUUCGGUAUAAUGCAUGAGAAGAAUGUUUUAACCUGGACUGCCAUGAUGUGGGGUCUCGCAAUGUGUGACCGUGGUGAAUCAUCUUUGGGAUUCUUUUAUCAAAUGUUGGAGACAACUGACAUAAAACCUGAUGCGGUCACCUUCGUUACCGUGCUCUCUGCAUGUAGUCAUACAGGAUUAGUUGAUGAGGGCCGCAGGCUCUUCGCCUGUAUGACUCGAGACUUUGGGAUUGAACCAAGGGUUGAGCACUUUGGAUGCAUGGUCGACCUCUUCAGUCGAGCUGGGUUGGUUGAUGAGGCCUUGAAAUUGAUGGAAAGCAUGCCACUUGAGCCUGAUGCUGCUCUACUCGGUUCUAUACUGAGUGCGUGUAGUAGGAGUCCAGGGCAUGUUGAGCUUGCAGAGAGUGUAGCAAGUCCUCUUCUCGCACUAGAGCCUGAUAAUGAGGCGACCUAUGUGCUUCUCUCUAACAUCUAUGCCUCUGAGAAUCGAUGGGAUGAUGUUGUGAGGGUUAGGAAACGGAUGAAAGCGAGAGGAAUGACAAAGACACCUGGUUCUAGCCUCAUUGAGGUGGGCGGCCAAGUUUACGAAUUCAUUGCGGGAGAUAAACGCCAUCCUCUUUCCAAUGACAUACACAAAAUGGUCGAGGAGAUCGAAAGAAAGGUAAAGGAGAUGGGCUAUGUGAUGGAUAUCUCUGAGGUUUUUCUAGAUUUGGAUGGGGACAUGAAGAAGGAAGUGUUGUUGCAUCACAGUGAGAAGUUGGCUGUUGCUUUUGGGCUCAUCAGCAUGAAUUCUUCUGAACCUAUUCGAAUCUCAAAGAACCUUCGGAUAUGUGGUGACUGCCACUCGAUGCUGAAGAUGGUGUCGAUGGUGUAUAGUCGGGAGUUAAUCGUGCGCGACAGGAGCCGAUUCCAUCGGUUUCGAGAGGGUUCUUGUAGCUGUGGAGAUUUUUGGUAG